Molecule: messenger RNA, 1488 nt
Organism: Drosophila willistoni
Lineage: Eukaryota; Metazoa; Arthropoda; Insecta; Diptera; Drosophilidae
Gene: Sirt2
Product: NAD-dependent protein deacetylase Sirt2
Exons: 3
Coding region: 188-1339 (383 amino acids)
Molecular function (GO): histone deacetylase activity, NAD-dependent; NAD+ binding
Source: RefSeq, a predicted model, not a curated record
UUUAAAAUGGAACUAUCGAUAGGUCUUAUCGAUGAUUAUUGCAAUGCUGCUUUCACUAUUACAACAACGAGGAACGCAAUAAUAAUAACCAAACACGGCGACUUUAAGCUGUGGAGUUUCAAAAUUAUUAUUUAACUUUAGAAACAAGCGUUUCUUGGUAAGGUUUAAUAACCGUUUUCCAGUUAUCAUGAGCGCUAAGGAUAAAGCAGACGGUGCAGUGCCAAAGAAGGAAGAAAGUACGUCAGAGAAUGAGGAAGAAGAAGACAAAACAACAAUGGAGACAAUACGACGUUUCUUUGCACAGACAUUAAAUUUCUCUGAGAGCAAUAAUGAGACAGACGCCAGCAGAACGGUGGAGCAGGUUAUACCAGAUCUCACAUUCGAGGGUCUAUCUGCGCACUGGCGGGAGCAUGGCUUUAAGAAGAUUGUUACAAUGGUAGGCGCAGGCAUAUCCACCUCCGCUGGUAUACCGGAUUUUCGUUCACCUGGAUCUGGCCUAUACGAUAACCUUAAGAAAUAUAAACUACCACAUCCUACGGCUAUUUUCGAUUUAGAUUAUUUUAUGAAAAAUCCCAAACCAUUCUUUGCUUUGGCCAAAGAGUUGUAUCCCGGUUCGUUUGAACCAACGCCAUCUCAUUAUUUUGUCCGACUUCUGCACGAGAAGGGUCUACUUCAACGCCAUUAUACACAAAAUAUAGAUACACUGGAUCAAUUGGCUGGAAUUCCCACAGAAAAGAUUGUCGAGGCCCACGGUAGUUUCUAUCUAAAUCACUGCUUGAAGUGUCGCAAGGAGUACGAUAUGGCAUGGAUGAAAGCGCAAAUCUUUGCCGAUAAAUUGCCCAAAUGCGAGAAAUGCAAGGGUGUGGUAAAGCCGGAUAUUGUUUUCUUUGGCGAAAAUCUGCCAUAUCGCUUUUACAGCCUGCCCGAUGAGGACUUCAAGGACUGUGAUUUGCUCAUCAUAAUGGGAACUUCUCUGGAAGUGCAGCCAUUUGCAUCUUUAAUCCGUCAUGCUGGGCCAAAAUGUGUGCGAUUGCUCAUUAAUCGUGAACCUGUGGGCCGAGCAAGCUAUGUGUCUGCUUUCGAUAAGAACGACAAGGAUUCGAUGCGCUAUGGCAAGCCUCAUAAUAUAAGAGAUGUGGGCUAUUUAGGAGAUUGCGAUGCUGGGGUUGAGGCGUUGGCCAAAGCUCUUGGCUGGGAAGAUGAACUGAAGCAAUUGAUACAAAAAGAACGGGAGCUCUUAACCCAGGAGGCGUCAGCGGAUAAGAAAAAAGAUGAGAAAAGUACUAAACCUUCUGAUGAUUCCGAUAAAGCAGCUCCAUCGUCGUCGUCGUCGUCAUAGAAAAAAUGUUUUAAGUUAGUAAAUUGAACAUUAGUUAAUUUGUACCCAAUUGCAGUGCAAUAUUUACAUAUACAUAUAUAUAUAUAGUACAUACUUGUGAUCUGUACGCUUUUGAAAUAAGAAUGUUAAAUCCUUGGUGGUUAAUCUCA